Dreissena polymorpha is the source of this 4942-nucleotide messenger RNA. RefSeq lists its product as uncharacterized. NCBI's taxonomy places the organism in Eukaryota, Metazoa, Mollusca, Bivalvia, Myida, Dreissenidae. The coding region runs from base 139 to 3045 and encodes 968 amino acids. The transcript has 3 exons. The record is from RefSeq and is a predicted model, not a curated record.
UGCGCGUAGUUUGGAGAUGCCGGAAAUGGAAUUAAAUCCGCCGUUUAUCGCCAUUUUGUUUAAUCGAGUGCAUCAUUCUACAUCGUAUUUUUCUUACAUUUAGCUAUAUAUAUAUUCUCCUGACUUGAAUUGAUCACCAUGCCCAGGAAGAAGAAACAAAACGUGCCUGGUCCUCGUCGAAAAUACCACUAUGCUAAGCAGGUGACCACUGACAAAAAAGAAGAAAGUACAAACAGGACAAGUGAUUCAUGUAUGUGUAGCGCUGUAAGUCCCACUGAAAAAAGGGAUUGUGUUGACAUUGGUGUACAGACAGAAGUGUUUAAAGUUGUGGAAUCAUCAGUUCAAACUGUGUUGGACGUUGUUGAUUCAUCAGUGCAGACUUUAAUCACAACAGUUGAUGGCUGUGUGCAAACAUUUGAAAGUGAAAGUGACCAUGCAUAUGCGUAUUCAGAAUGUUCAUAUGAUGAUGACGUUAUGGAAUUUUCUCAUUCAAUCAAUGUGCUAAGUGAAUCUGAAGCGGAAAACUAUUUUCAUUCAAUUAAUGUGCAGGUUGAUAAGGUUGUUGAGGAGUGUGAUAUUGUCAUGGAUCAUGCAUGUACAAAUAGUUCAGGGGAUAACCUUACAUUUCUCAGUGAUGAUCUUGAAAUUACAUGUAUUGAGAUUGAGGUUGAUGAAGUACUUUUAGAAAGCCUGUCUUUCAAGGACUUUGCUACAGAAAUUAGAGAACACACUAAUGACAAGUAUACUAUUCGUGAAACUGAACGAUCUUUAACGUUAUUGCAGUUUUAUAAAGAAAGUGGGCCAGUCGAAUCUGUGAAAUUAGCAAUUGAGUUCAGUGAUGAUUUCAAAUGUAAUGUUUCAGUUCACCGACAGAGCAUUCCAAAAUCACAUCCAUUAUGGAUUGGCUCACCUGAAAUAUUUCAUGACAAAGACAGUGCUUUGAAACUGAUUGAAAAGUUGCAAACUUAUACUGUGUGUUGUGGAAAUCCUGAGCAGGCAUAUCAGAAACUUGUUCCAGUAGGAGUUGGGCUUACUAACAGUGGUAGCACAGACAUAGUUGCAUACAGGGAAGGAGACUUUGGAGCCGUGACAUCUGUGGGUACACGUUAUUCGUCAACUAUCAGGUCAUCAUCGUGUGAAUUGUUAACACCAAGAAAACUAAAUUGCAUCAAAUGCAAAAAUUACAGUUAUGCACUUGUGAAAAGGAAAAAGCGCUUGGAUAAUAGAAUAAUUCAUCCUAGGAAAUUCAGCCAUUCCAGCUUUAAACACUCAGAUAUGACCCGGGAUGAAUUGUGCCUUAAACUAAAGGAGCAAAAAGGAGAAAUUAGUGACUUAACAAAUACUGUAUGGAAAUUAAAAAGACAAUAUGAGAAUUCGAUAAAGAAGGAGGGUGUUUCAGUUAAGGAGCAUGAAAGUUUGGAAUUAAGCUCGUUAAUGGAUUCCUGUAGUGAACAAUUUAAGCGUGGCUUCCCAGAUAGUAAUUCACGACAAAGGCUUUUCUGGGAACAACAGGAGCUUUACGCAAACAAACCAGACAAACGUGGUAUGCGGUGGCAUCCAAUGAUCAUAAGAUGGUGCCUUUUUCUUCGCCAAAAGUCACAGGCAGCUUACGAUGCAAUUUCUGAAUCUGGAUUUAUAAAGUUACCAUCAUCCCGGACCCUUUAUGACUACAGUCAUUUUUUGAACAGUGACUUAGGAUUUCAGAAAGAUGCGUUUGAAUUGGCCAAGAAAGAGGCAGAGAAGAAUGGACUGUUUGAUGUAGAAUGGAGAAGAUAUGUUGGACUGCUGUUUGAUGAGGUGAAGAUUCACGAAGAUUUGGUAUAUGACAAACACACGGGGGAAUUGGUUGGCUAUUGUAAUUUGGGUGACAUAGCCAACCAGAUGAUGAAGUUUGACACGGCACAAAAAGAGACAGGUGCACAAUCUUUAGCAAAGCAAGUUUUGGUGGUGAUGUUGAGAAGUGUAUAUGGGAAUAUGUGCUAUCCACUGUGUGCCUUUGCAACAAACACCAUUACUUCUGACUUUCUCUAUCCCUUGAUUUGGCAAACUGUUGAUGCUGUACAAACUGGUCUUAAAUUAAGAGUGCUGUUUUUUACGUGUGAUGGUGCUAGUCCCAACCGACGAUUUUUCCAUUUGCACCGUGUAGGAAAUGAGGAACUUGUAUUUAGAACAGUAAAUCCAAAUGAACCAGACCAUUACAUUUAUUUCAUAUCAGAUGUACCCCAUUUAGUUAAAACCCUCAGAAACAACCUGAGUAAUUCGUAUUCGCAUAACAAGUCUAGGACCUUAUGGCGCAAUGGAAAAGACAUCUCUUGGAUGCAUGUGGUGCGUCUCUUUGAAGAGCACUGUGAAACCAGUUUAUAUAAUGCCUGCCCAAGAUUGACAAGGAAACAUGUUUACCUUCAGUCAUUCAACUACAUGAAGGUAAAUUUGGCAGCGCAGGUUCUGAGCUCAUCGGUGGCAAAUGCCAUGCAGGACCUUUGUGGUCCCGAGACUGAGGAAACCGUUCUUUUUUUGAAAACUUUUGAUAAGUUUUUUGACUGUUUGAAUGUGAGAAGUGUUUGGGAAGGGCGGAACUCGAGGAACCCAAACAUGAACCCAUACCGUGAUCGUGACGACCCCAGGCUUGAAUUUUUGACAGUGGAGGUAAUAACAUAUUUGAAUGAUUGGGAGCAACAAGUUAACAACAGACGCGGACCAUUCACAAAGACCCAAAGAGCAAAUAUGCUACUAAGCUAUCAAACAUUAGAAGGUAUUAAAUUAGCUAUACACGCUAUUAGCAGUUGUGUUAAAUUUUUGUUGGAAGAAGGGGCAGAUUAUGUUCUGACAAAUCGCUUCAACCAGGACCCCCUAGAGCAACAUUUUGGGCACUAUAGGUUAAAGUGUGGUUCAAAUAGAAAUCCCUCUGUCUAUGAAGUACGCAAUGUGUUGCGAACAAUUCGAGCCGUCAAUUCACAGGCAAUAGGCACCAAACGAGGAAAUACUCAGCGUGACCCUGUUGAUGUGCAAACAAUAGACAAUGCCAAAAUCUCACGGAGAAAAUAACUUUUUGUUAUAGGUAGUAGAUAAGGACUUCAUGAGAUUGAACAAUCGAGCAUGUUCUUCAUUUAUCCAAAUUGCUUUCUAAAAUGAACAUUACUUGAAAAUAAAAUUAAUCAUACUGUAAAAUUUUCUUCAGAUCCAUGAUGUAUAUAUGUCCUGCAUAUGUCAAAUCAAAGUGAUUUCUACUUCUAGGGAAAAGCAUGUAGACUAUAAAUUGCAAGUAAUUCUGAUCCAGAGCAGUACUUAUCUUAAACAAUUUUCAGAUUAACAGAAACGUUUAAUCCUGUUCAUACUUCAAUUGCGUGACUAUGUUUGUGUUGUGAAUGUCAACAUGUACAUUAUAAUUUUCUUUGAAAUAUCUGUAUCAAAUUGAUAUUUUUAUCACACCAAGCAUAAGUCUCCCAUUGGGUAUUGAGCACUGAACAUGAGAGUAACAUUAAGGAAUAGGUGCUUUUAAUGUAGAUUUUUACUAAAUUUCAAUCAUUCCCAAUUUCAGUGAAGAAAACAUGUCCAUUUUCCCUAUUAUAGCAAUAAUUGCGCUUAUAAUAUGAAUUUAUUUUGAUGUCAGAGCUUAAAUUGCUGCUUUACAUUCCAUAUCUUGUGUUGGUUGACUAGGUAAAAAGUAAAGGUAAAUGUGACCUCUCUGUUCUGUUCUGCUGAAACUUUCAAAGUUCAUGAUUUAUGAAUAAGCAUAUCUAUGCGCUGUAAGAUGCAGUUUGAAAAAUAUCUGUAUCAGACUCUUUUAGAAAUAAAAAUCUGAAAUUUGAAAAUUGUACAGCAUUUAAUAAAAAGGUUAACCGAUAAAAAAAAUUAUAAGAGUAUUUCUUUGUGUGGUGCUAGUCUCAAUGAGUUAUUUAUAAAUUGUACAUAUCCUAAAUGAAGAUACACGUAUAUUUUGAUUCACAGAUGAAAUUUCAAUUGUCGAAAUAUACUGCCUAAAUAUCUAUCGGUUUGUUUGGUAACAUUUGAUCUUUUUGUGUGGAGAAUUUUGCCUAUGAAAUUAUUAUUUUUUAAAUCUGUCCGCAAACAGUUUCCCAUCCCGUUGAUAUGUAUUUAUGUAAUUGUUUUGUUGUAAACUAAAUUUAGAUAAAAUGUAUAGAGGAUAUUACAUGAGUGUUCUUUCAUAUUUAAUUUAUAAUUUGGAUAAAAGGAUAAAUUGCGAGGCUUUGCGGAGCUUUUUAUCAUUUUAUUCGACAAGUAUAAUAAAUUCCAUGUGAAAAGACGGGAAUGUAAUAUUCUUUCUAUAUCACGUCACUUUUAUUACUGAAACUUCGACAUAUCGUGCUUUUUUGCCCUAUAUAAACGCAGCAAAUGCCAAAAAUGUCCAUACGCUAAAACAAUGUAACGUCAAAAUUUUUAUUACACUAGUGAAAUAUGAAAAAUAUGUAAUGACUUUAUUCCACUCCUGCGAGUCAAACGUGAUAAGUAUAAUUAUUAUGUUGUAAUCUGAUUUUAAAAUAUAUUAUGUAUAGAAUUACUUUGUUGUUAUCUAAAUGUUAUUUUAUGUAUAUAGUAUUCUAUAUGUAGUUUGCAUUGCAUGUAGAAUAGUAUCUAUAGUUUAUAUGUGUCACGUUCUGAGAAAACUGUGCAUAAUACCUGUGCGUAAAGCGUUAUCCCAGAUUAGCAUGUGCGGUCCUAACAGGCUAAUCGGGGACGACACUGUACGCCUUAUUAAGAUUUUUGGUAAGAAGGGACUUUCUUUUAACAAAAAAUACCAUAAAAGCUGAAGUGUCGUCCCUGAUUAGCCUGUGCGGACUGCAAAGGCUGAUCUGGGAUGACACUUUACGCACAUGCAUUAAGCUCAGUUUUCUCAGAACAAGGCUCAUUUCUAUCUCUUACAAAUUUAUUACUGUUCAUACUCAUGAUAAUAUAAAAGAAAAAUAAAAUUAUGUUCUCCUGA